Messenger RNA from Coffea arabica (coffee), 2059 nucleotides. RefSeq names its product protein PIN-LIKES 2-like. Gene Ontology annotation, biological process: endoplasmic reticulum to cytosol auxin transport. NCBI's taxonomy places the organism in Eukaryota, Viridiplantae, Streptophyta, Magnoliopsida, Gentianales, Rubiaceae. The record is from RefSeq and is a predicted model, not a curated record. Gene Ontology annotation, cellular component: membrane.
CACGCGCCCACCUUCGUCGAGUAAAUUGCUCUUGAUUGUCCAUGAUUGAAAUCUAGCUUCCAGAGGUUAAUCGUACUCUGGCAACUUUGCGUAAGGCAGAGUUUGGUUUUCUGCUUAUCCAACUAGGCGGCCUUUCCUAAUUUCUCUCCACCUGACUCCUCGGCCCUAUGACUCUGCAUCUCUUUCCGUCUCUCUGUUCAUGAAACUUCGUAAGAAACUCUACUUCUUGAAAGCUGAAUCUCUUAAUUUUGAAAUAUUUGCUGUUGUCUCUGAAUUUUUAGCGUGAGGCCUGGAGAAGAAGGUACGAAUCAAGUUUGGUUGCAUUUGUGUUGUUAGUCAUUUCUGUUCUAUAUUGCUGUUUUCAUCAGAACCAGAAGAUUUAGCACGCCCGUUACUGUAAAAUUUCAAUCUUGAGUAGAAUUCUAAUCAGUUGUUGACGGGACAGUCUUCGAUAAAUUUUUGGGAAGUUUUUUCUAUUAAAGAUGGUAUUUUUAGAUGGAGAAAGUGAAACAAAGAUGAGGUCCAAAGAACAAUAUAUUUUUCUUAGUGCAGUGCUACCGCUGUUGAAACUCCUUUGUCUUACAAUUUUUGGGUUAAUUCUUGCCCAUCCCAAAACACAAUUUAUUCCAAAGGCUACAUUCAAACUUCUAAGUAAGCUUGUUUUUGCUUUGUUUUUGCCUUGUGCUAUAUUCAUUCAGCUGGGAGAAUCGAUUACUUUCAAGAAUUUCACGCUAUGGUGGUUUAUACCUGUAAAUGUGCUUAUUAGUACUGCCAUUGGUUGUGUUUUGGGGUUCUUGGUGGCAAUCAUUUGCAGGCCGCCUCCGGAAUUUUUUAGAUUCACCGUAAUUGUGACAGCAUUUGGGAACACGGGCAAUCUGCCACUUGCUAUUGUUGGAUCGGUAUGCCAUAGUUCCAGUAAUCCGUUUGGUCAAGAAUGCCAAAGGACAGGAGUGGCUUAUGUAUCUUUGGCCCAAUGGGUGUCAGCGCUUCUUGUUUGUACCCUUGUUUACCACAUGAUGGAGCCCCCAGUGGAUUAUUAUGAGGUUGUUGAGGAUGAGCAGGGCGAGAUUCAGGAACACGUGUCUACCAAUGAUCUUAGCAGGCCGCUUCUUGUGGAAGCUGAGUGGCCUGGAAUGGAAGAGAAUGAAACCGAGCACUGCAAAACACCAUUUAUUGCCAGGGUUUUUACAAGUGUUUCGAGCAUUUCAGAAAGUAAUCUUCCUAAUCCUGAUUCUCUGGAGGAGGGAGAACCCAGGAGUCCAGAAUCUAUUAGAUGUUUGGCAGAGCCAAGGAUGGUUAGGAGAAUAAGAAUUGUUGCUGAACAAACUCCAGUGCGCCAAAUUCUUCAGCCACCGAUGAUUGCUACAAUCUUGGCUUUUAUUAUUGGAAUGGUUCCACCCAUAAAAUCUGUUGUUUAUGGUGAUGAUGCCCCACUUAAUUUUAUGACAGAUAGUUUAGAAAUGAUGGCUGCACCACUGGUGCCUGCAGUGAUCUUGGGUAUUGGAGCUAUGCUUGCAGAGGGUACAGAUAACAAUGAAUCUAGGCUUGGGAUUCGAACAACUGUUGGCAUCAUUGUUGCAAGACUAUUAGUACUUCCGUUGAUUGGGAUUGGGGUAGUUUAUCUGGCUGGUAAAGCGAACUUUGUUAUCCAUGGGGAUCAAAUGUACAUAUUUGUGCUUCUAUUGCAGUACACAACACCAAGUGCCAUCUUAUUUGGAGCAGUUGCUAGCUUGAGGGGAUAUGCUGUUAGUGAAGCUUCGGCAGUACUCUUCUGGCAACACAUUGUUGCUCUGUUUUCAAUUUCGUUAUACAUCAUAUUGUACUUCAAACUAUUACUUUAUAAUGUUGAAGUAUAAUAUGAACCUUUCUGCUUUAUGCAUUGUGAGCCUUUGCGCAAAGCAGCUUUGAAUAUUUGAUAUGUUGUUGUGGCUGAAUUUGUUGCAAACUGUUGUGGUUCUUGUAUUGAUUACUCAUCUAAAAAGCUUCAUAUCGAGGAGCUGAAAGAAAUGUUUUACUAUAGAACCAAUUAGUGAAAACAUAUGUCUGACCAUUUGCUUUC